Molecule: messenger RNA, 1090 nt
Organism: Mixia osmundae IAM 14324
Lineage: Eukaryota; Fungi; Basidiomycota; Mixiomycetes; Mixiales; Mixiaceae
Exons: 5
Coding region: 78-698 (206 amino acids)
Source: RefSeq, a predicted model, not a curated record
UGAGGUCAAUCUGCCAGGCGUAACAUGCUCACUGACUUCAAAACCCCCGAGCCCUCUCCCGAGACGCCUCAGCCACCAUGUUGAGGCUACACUGGAGCAUACUGAUAGCUUUCUGCGUUCCUGCACUUGCGCAUUUCACCUUAGAUUACCCAACAGCACGAGGAUUUGACGAGGACAUUGAGCCCCAAUUCUGCGGAGGGUUCGCUAAUGUCGGCUCGCCUUCGACGACACCAGGCGAACGCCAGCCUUUCUCGCUCGGCCAAUCCGUGCUCAACAUCGACAGUCACCACAACACUGCUCAGGUUGCAUUGACGCUAUCGUAUGCGCAGGCUCCCACAGCCUUUUCAGACUUCAACGUCAGCAUCUCGCCCUCAUUCACCCUACAAGGACAGGGCAAUUGGUCCUUCCCCGUAGAUCUCGGCACACUCAGUCCCGCGCCCGUCAAUGGCACGAACGCGACCAUUCAGAUCUUCUUCAAUGGUGGCGAUGGCGCAUUAUACCAGUGUUCGGACGUCGUUCUGCUGAGCGGCUUCACGACGCCGAGCGAUGUUUCGACUACCAACUCGACACAGACGGGCACUUCAGAUGCGCCCGCGUCUUCAUCGAGCUCGACACCGAGCAGCGGUGCAUCUUUACUUAUGACAGGCUCGUUGAUGACCUUUACCGCGGUCGGCGCGUCUGUCCUGCUGUUGGCCUAGCCAGAGACCGAAUGUGCUAGCUGCAGUUCAGAUCGUACAAACAAUGCAUCAACAGAAUCCAUCUAGAUCUAGUGUUGCUUCAUGUCGAGCCUUGACCGGUGCCCACUUGCGAUCCUCUAUGUCUCAGACAGUCCGAUUGCUGAUCAAGACGCUUGAAUGAGAUAGUCCCGGAUCUCCUCGCAAGACCGCCGAACGAUGUCCGCCAUAGAGUACUGCGACGCUUCUAGAACGAGCAAAUCGGCGUUUGGAGCCGCGUGCCCAUUGACUGUGCUGUCGCUCUUGAUGGCCCGACCAUGCUCGACGUCGCCGGCUCGGAAGAGAUGACGAUGCGCCUUUAGGUAAGCUGGCCAGACGAUGUUCUGCCAGUAUCCCGGCGGAUCUUGCCACAUUUC